AAGACAUUUCACUUGUACAGGAACCAGGGGGACAUCAGCGACAGUGAAAACGAGAGCGUCAAGGACAAGCAAGAGGAUCAGCCCGAAAGACGUAUGGCAGUGAUCGAUAUCAUGCUCGACAAGCACUUCAAAGACCCGAGCUACACUAUGCAAGAGAUACGCAAAGACAUGGACUUGCUGCUGUUCGCGGGUCACGACACUACCUCUAUUGCUAUGGGAUGGACAUUGUACCUCUUGGGACUUCAUCCCGAAAUCCAGAGGAAAGUACAGGAAGAAUUGGACGCCAUAUUUAUAGACGACAUCAAUCGAGACGUGACGAGAGAUGACAUAGAGCGUAUGGAGUUCCUCGAAGCAUGCUUCAAGGAAGCCAUGCGUCUUUUUCCUCCAAUACCAUUCAUUGGAAGGGUCCUCGAUGAAAGUAUUAAGCUGGAUGGCAUUACGAUUCCUAAAGGUACCACAGUGUUCAUAAACAUAUUUGGUCUACACAGAAACAGCAAUCACUUCGAAAAGCCCGAAGAAUUCAUACCUGCCAGGUUUUUAGAUGGAGCUGACAAGAAGCGGCACCCUUUCGCAUACAUACCAUUUUCAGCUGGUGCGAAAAAUUGCAUAGGUCAGCGCUUCGCGUAUCGCCAGGGCAAAGUCGUCUUGGCCAAGGUGCUUUUGCGGUACACCUUCAAGGCCAGCUGGCCUCUGGACAGGCUUAAACUGAGUACAGAAAUGGUAACCAAGGUCAAGGGAGGACUCCGCGUCUGGGUGCGUCACAGGAAGCCCGGCCAGUACGCAUGAACCUUCAAACACUUUGUAAACUGACAGGUGUGAUCAAUUUAACGCUCCUGUGACUGCCACUAUUUGUGCGCGACCACGUGAACCAUGACGAGAGGCCGCGCUUCAAGAGUGCUUUGCCGGCAUGCGAAGUCUUGGACGGAGACCGAGACAACUGCUUUGCGAGCGAAAACGCAGCUGAGCGGAACAAUGGCCAGGGAACUAUAAGCGUGUCUCUUAGAUACAAAAAAGGUAGUUUCACUGAACACAGUUUUCACGCAGAAUGCUAGCGUAUUUGGCGACGCCAUUGCGACUACAAGACGGGCAACAUUCGUCGGCGUAAUCAGAUAAUUAGCAUUAUUAAGCCUUGUUUAGUGUUGUGUCUGAAGAACUUUAAUACAAAAAAUCAAGGCCAACCUAAG
Molecule: messenger RNA, 1184 nt
Organism: Rhipicephalus microplus (southern cattle tick)
Lineage: Eukaryota; Metazoa; Arthropoda; Arachnida; Ixodida; Ixodidae
Product: cytochrome P450 4c3-like
Molecular function (GO): monooxygenase activity; iron ion binding; oxidoreductase activity, acting on paired donors, with incorporation or reduction of molecular oxygen
Source: RefSeq, a predicted model, not a curated record